Molecule: messenger RNA, 846 nt
Organism: Amphimedon queenslandica
Lineage: Eukaryota; Metazoa; Porifera; Demospongiae; Haplosclerida; Niphatidae
Product: cilia- and flagella-associated protein 97-like
Exons: 9
Coding region: 86-811 (241 amino acids)
Source: RefSeq, a predicted model, not a curated record
UCACUGCCAGGGCCAUUGUAAGUUUGGGAGUUUUCAUAGCUGGCCAGCAGGCUAGCAAUGCAAAUCUGAUAUUCAUUGGUCUGGAAUGAAAUUCUUACUCACCAUGGCAACCGUCCAAGGAUUGGAUAAAUACACAAAGAUGGCGUAUGCGGGGAGCCACAGCACCAGUUUGCCGGCCUGCAACAGGCUGCUGGAGAGAAAAUGGAACGACAAAAAGCUACACGACCUUCAGCAAAGAUUGAGAUCUACAAGAUCUACUGUUGACAACAAAGCUCCAAAAGAUUAUCAACACAUCAGACAGAACAGGAAGAAAGCACAGUUAGAGGAAGAAAGGAUGGCUGUCAUCCAAAGACACAAUGAUCAGUUACUACAGAAGAUGGACACCAUUAUGCACACAACAGGUCGAGUAGACCAUCGUAACAUGGACUGGAAGCCAAAGAGAAGUCUUAACUUUUUCAAGAAGAAUGAAGAGAUAAGUAGAGUAAUGAAAGAGAAUCAGACCUUACUCAAGCGAAUACAGGGAGCUAGACCACAGUACAGCAUUCAGAACUGGGAGCUUGAUUUUCAACGACAUCGUUCAAUGAGUAAAAACAUUUCGCUACUACCGCCAGUGAAGCCUCAAGUAAGGACUAGAGCUAAGACGUUACCUUGUGAAUUAGAAAUGAGUGCUGGAAGAGUCAAACUACCACCAAUCAAUUCACAUACCAGUCGACCGGAAACUGAAUAUAGUGAUAUUCAGGAAGAGAUCAUUGAUGUAGAACAACCAAUCACUGAACUGAAGAGUCAACAACAACAAUCCAAUGUUUUGUAAAAAUAAUAAUAAAAUUCUCAUUUUGAUUUUGAUAC